AUGAAAGAUGCAGAGACACGGUAUAGCAAAGCGGAGAAAAUCAUCCUAGCCUUGGUUUAUGCCAAAAGGAAGCUUCGGCAUUAUUUUGAAUCUCAUAGCAUCGUGGUACUCACCAACUAUCCUAUGCGGGGUAUACUCUCUAAACCAGAUCUAUCUGGGAGAAUUACCAAAUGGGCUAUCGAGCUCAGUUCCUUCGACAUAACUUAUGAGUCGAAGGUGUCGCACAAGGGACAAGCCUUAGCAGACUUUCUUUUAGACUAUGAAGACACUCCCGAAGAGCCAGAACUCCCUGAACCACAGUGGGAGCUUCGGGUCGAUGGCUCCUCGAACCAAACAACUGCAGGAGUUGGGGUUGUUAUAUCAACACCCGAAGGCACCAAGUUGCAGCAGUCCGUUUGCUUGAAUUUCCCUGCUACAAAUAAUAAGGCUGAAUAUGAGGCGUUACUUGCUGGUCUUCGAUUAGCCAACAGCCUUCAGGUACGGUGUUUAAAAGUUUUUAGUGACUCACAGCUUGUUAUAAAUCAAGUGACAAGUCAGUAUCAUCCCAAAGAGGAAAGGAUGAAAGCAUAUAAAGAAGCUGUGGAGAAUGUUACACUAGGAUUCUAUCAAGUCGAAUUCCACCAGGUACCUCGUGUUGAGAAUGUUGAAGCAGAUCAAUUGAGUACGGCAGCGUCAUCCUCAAAUGAAGAUCUAACUCGGAUUGUACCAAUUGACGUCCUGGACGAACCCAGCAUCAACCCUCAGCAAGAAGUAAUGGUGAUUCCAGUCAUUCUGCGAGAACCAUGCUGGAUUGAUCCAUUGGAAGCCUACCUCAAGCAUGGGACUCUUCCAAGCCAGAAAAAUGAGGCGCGGAAGCUCAGACUCACCGCAGCUAAAUAUAUUCAUGAUGGAGAUUGCGGCAACCACUCUAGAGGCAGAUCCCUUGCACAUAAGGUUCUAACUCAAGACUACUUCUGGCCGUACUUGGCCCGGAAUGCUGAAGAGUACGCCCGGAGAUGUGAUAAGUGUCAGCGCCAUGGUCCAAUGAAGCAUCAACCUGCCGAAGAUUUACAUGCAAUGGCAAAUCUAUGGCUGUUUGCACAAUGGGGGAUUGAUAUGGUGGACCCGUUACCAAAGAUCGUGGAACAAAAGGAAUAUGUGCUGUUGGCUACAGACUAUUUCACAAAAUGGGUGGAAGCUGAGGCUUACUCAAGUGUGACUCAUGAGCAGAAGAAGUUGGAGAAACUCAAAACAAAAUGGUACGAGAAUCUCCCUCAGGUGCUUUGGGCGUACCGAACCACACCACGGCGGCCCACAGGGGAAAGUCCAUUUACCAUGGCUUAUGGAUUGGAAGUUGUGAUCCCAACCAAGGCGGCAGUUCCAACCCUUCGGACAUUCUUAUUACUUGAAGGAAACAAUGGUCAGCAGCUCGAACACAGCCUCGAUCUCUUAGAUGAGAAGAGGGAUGCUGCAGUAAUUAGGCUUGCUUCAUAUCAGUAA
Messenger RNA from Cornus florida, 1479 nucleotides. RefSeq lists its product as uncharacterized. The coding region runs from base 1 to 1479 and encodes 492 amino acids. NCBI's taxonomy places the organism in Eukaryota, Viridiplantae, Streptophyta, Magnoliopsida, Cornales, Cornaceae. Gene Ontology annotation, molecular function: nucleic acid binding; RNA-DNA hybrid ribonuclease activity. The transcript is spliced from 3 exons. The record is from RefSeq and is a predicted model, not a curated record.